Messenger RNA from Asparagus officinalis (garden asparagus), 1309 nucleotides. RefSeq names its product zinc finger CCCH domain-containing protein 14-like. Lineage: Eukaryota; Viridiplantae; Streptophyta; Magnoliopsida; Asparagales; Asparagaceae. The record is from RefSeq and is a predicted model, not a curated record. The transcript has 3 exons. Gene Ontology annotation, molecular function: mRNA binding; metal ion binding. The coding region runs from base 148 to 1089 and encodes 313 amino acids.
ACUUUUGUUGCCCUCCUUGAGUUUCGUGGUUCUGCCGUCAUCGACCGCAAACCCUUUCUAGGGUUUUCAGCGUCCCCCUUUUCUUUAAUUUUCUAGGGUUUUCGAUUCUUCUUCGUUCUUCACUCUCUCUCUCUCUUUUUGAUAUCAAUGGAUUCCUUUGGCGCUGGUCGGAAGAGGGGGAGACCUGAUGCGGCUAAUGGAAAUGGUGGAUUUGCUGGAUCUAAGCGAUCUAAAGAAAUGGACGCACAAUCUGGUUUAGGAAGCAAAUCGAAGCCAUGCACCAAGUUUUUCAGCACGGCUGGUUGCCCAUUUGGCGAAGGCUGCCAUUUCCUGCACUUUGUACCUGGUGGAUACAAUGCCGUUGCCCAAAUGACAAACAUGGGAAACCCUGCACAUGCCCUACCACCCAGAGGCCCUAUGGGACCUUCUCCCAUUCCUGAUGCUCAUGGCCCACCGCCUGCUGUCAAGACUAAGAUGUGCAACAAGUACAACUCUGCAGAGGGCUGCAAAUUCGGUGACAAGUGUCAUUUUGCCCAUGGUGAGAGGGAGCUUGGCAAGCCAAUCCUUCCAUCUCAUGACGGUCCCAUGGGCCCUCCUCCGAUGGGUCCUGGACGAAUGGGAGGCCGUGGUAUGGAGCACCCCCCACCACCCACCGGCAUGGGUAUCCCUGGCAGCUUUGGUGCUUCAGCCACUGCAAAAAUCAGUGUGGAGUCCUCGCUUGCUGGAGCGAUCAUUGGAAAGGGUGGUGUGAACACCAAGCACAUCUGCCGUGUCACUGGAGCCAAGCUGGCUAUCCGGGAGCAUGAGUCUGAUGCUAAUCUGAAGAACAUUGAGCUCGAGGGAUCCUUCGAUCAGAUCAACAAAGCUAGUGCCAUGGUGCGGGAAUUGCUCAUGAGUAUUAGUGCUUCCGCUCCGAUGCCUAUGAAGAGCCACCAGGCUGCUGUUCCUCCGCAGUCUCAUCAUCAUCAUCAUGCAUCCAACAACUUCAAGACCAAGCUAUGUGAAAACUUUGCCAAGGGUUCCUGCACUUUUGGCGAUCGAUGCCAUUUUGCACACGGUGCAAGCGAGUUGCGCAAGACGGCUGUUUGAGAUGAUUGUUGGUUUUUGUUGAGUUUUAUUCUAGUUUGGUUUUUCUUGAAUGACAUAGAGAUUUAAGUCCUUUUUUAAUCUGUUUUAAGCAGUGAUUGCUAUUAAUUGCUAGAACAUCUAAGUUGCAUGCGGCUUGAAAUUUCAUAAACUGUUAGCUGUGAUGAAACCAUGUGAAAUGUCUUGUCUGAGCGGUUGUUACUCAGUCGUUUUGACUUCGUUU